GACUGGGGCGAUGGGAGCACAGCGGUACGGCCACGCACGGAAACACGGAAAGCGCGCAAAGUGUCAGCGAGAGCGGUGCGCUUCGCGUGCGCUUGCCGUGCAGGUGCGUACCGUGCGCGCGGAUGCCACUAAUGCGUUUUGUCAACUGCCACGGCGUUGGUGUAUGCGUCCAGCGAUGUAGCGCCCGUAAGCGCUGCGUGUUCGGUGUAGAUGGAGCUUGUCACUUCUCGCAAACAUUGCACACGACAGCUGCUAUUCGCCCUCGGCGUCGUUACGGUGCUCGUCAUCCUCUACGCCAGUCCACGCGAGCUGCGCAACGCAAUCGGAGGUGGUGCAUCCCGGGAUUCAGUGCGACAGAGUGCCGUAACAUCGUACCGCAACAACAGCAGCAGCAGCAACAACAACAAUGCCAGCGCGUGGAAGUUUCCGAUCAGAGUGCUGGGACGCUUUCGACACGAGUCGAGAGCCAAUGCCACCAUCGACUUGGACUACUCCGACCAAAUGGUGCACGUACUGCUCAUUUUCACGAACGUUCGUGAAGCGAGUAACAUGCGCGAGAAGCUGUCGAUCUGCCUAGGCUCUCUGAUCGCCCUGAGCAGCGUCCCGCUUCGAGUCUACAUCGUCACGGACGGCCCCAGCGCCGAUGUGGCCCGGCAGGUUCUCGCGGACGCCUCCGCCAAGGCCUCUUCGGAUGUGCUGGCGGAGCUUCUGCACGUGGAUGACAUGCUGGCUCCUCUCCUGGAUCUGAUGUCCUUCAUGCAGCCCCACUUCAGCUCCGCAGGUUACUACAGCAAGAAGCUCUUCUUCCUGUCUACAGGCAUGCAUCGGCUGUUUCCUGCAGAGGUCCGUCACCUCAUCCUUCUGGACGUCGAUCUCCAGCUGCGCUCAGACAUUGCCGUCCUGCAUCGCCACUUUGCCCUGUUUCCUCCGGGCACCAUCAUGGGGCUGGGGCACGAGCUUCAGCCCGUGUAUCGUCACGGUCUGCACAAAUAUCGGCAGGAGCAUCCGGGUACCCAGUGCGGCGAGCCUGCGCCACGUGGAAAUCCCGGGUUCAACAGCGGCGUAGUGCUCAUCGAUCUCGAGGCCGUUAGGAACUCGUCCACCUACAAGAAAUUCCUCAGUGCUGAGGGAGUCCAGUUUCUGGUCAAGAAAUACAGCUUUCGAGGCAACCUCGGGGACCAGGACUUCUACUCGCUCCUUGGCUGGGAGUGCCCCGAGCUGUUCUACGUUCUUCCGUGCACGUGGAAUCGACAGCUGUGUGAGUGGUGGAGGCAUCACGGCUAUGCAGACGUUUUUGACGAGUACCACAGGUGCAACGGUACUGUUCACAUUUAUCACGGGAACUGCAACUCUUCCAUACCGUCGAUGAGGUGACAGUGGGAUGUCCCACUCCGUUGUUGGCAUGUGCGAAGUGUGCGGAGGUUUGAAAUGUGACACACACUUUCAGGUUAAUAAUUCAGUGUAAAAUUAAGCUCCUCUAAUUUCGCAGUCAUACUUCUGUAGUUCCAUGUAUGCCAUAUGAGCUGCCCAAGGCUGCGAGCAUGCAUCUUGUUUUGAAUACUCGCAACUACAUUCACAGUCAUUGUGACCACAAUGGGCUAAGAGUUCCAGAGCAGUGGUGUCUGCAAACACUGACUAAACUUGCAAGCAUUACACAUUAUCUCCACAGUGUAUGUGUUGCCAUGUAGUAGCCUUAUUCAUGUGAAUUACAAGGCGUGUAAAUGCAAUCCACUGUGUUUUUAUCUAGUCACAAGCUAUUUGUUUAUAGACAAUUCUUGUUCUUUGUUGCCCUUUGCCAUAUUUUAUGGUUGCAGGUCCAUCAUAUUCAGUGGAAGGAAGCAGCUAGCACUUGUUUUCUUGCAUCUUUUUUUUUUGUAUACGAUGUCGUGAAACUAGCAGAUGAGAUCAAAACUUUUUCUCUUUGUUAACUUUUAGUAGUGCAGCUUUCUUAUCAUAAAAGUGUUGUUUCAGUUUUUUUAUGUUGACUCGGUAGCUGCACUGUUGCCCCACGUGCGUGUUUGCAUGGUUUGCGUUGUUCCUUACCUACUAAAGGUAACCGUCAUGUAUUCAUAUGAGUGACUGUUUAUUGAGGAGGUAUUUUUGUUCAAGUGAAGAACCUGACUGUGUUAAGUUCUGUUUAGCGACAGACAUUUUCGUAGCAGUCUUUGCUUUUUACUGGUUUCCAAUAAUAUUACGUAGAGCAUUUCGUGCGACAUUAAAGAAUAUGUUUUAUUCGAAGCACACAUGAACUGCACCUGAAAAAGAAAACAAGAAAUCCAAACUUGGAGUACAAUUUCAUGCCACAACGUUAUGUGGUUGCCAAAGGUUCUGUAGUCCCCAAACUAAGCAUGCGUGCCGUAAAAGUGAACAUGACCUAUAGCUUCCUGAAAAAAAGUUAGUAGGUUACUCUCACCAAAUUAGGCUGGUGCUGAACUUGUACAGGUAGCAUUGGAAUGAUGGUUAGUACUGUACAUGGAUUUGUUACUCUUUGCCGAAUCGGGCUUGGCUUCAGAUAUUUUACUGUGGUAGCUGUUACUAGCUCGCUUCCUUGGUCGAUUUGAUGUUCGUCAUUGCCCUGGCUUUAAUCCCUAAGUCGUUUGUGAGAAAAUUAGAAAGAGAAGAAAGAAAAAUUCUCUUUGUGCCACAAUGAUUUGAACUGAUGACGAACAAGAUGGCAGUUCAGGAUUUUACCUCUCAUUCACUCCGAUAAUGCUACAUCAGGGGAGAAUAAAAGGGGAGGGGUGCAUAGACAAUGUACACGUAGAGUGGAGUGGAAUAACUGCAGAGAAACCAAAUGCAACAACUAAUUUAAUUUCCGACCAGUUCACUAAUUAAGGAGAGUACCUUUGUUUGGCUGUAUGAGGAGGCACUCAACUAAAAGAACGGACUUGUACUGGAUAGGCAACAAAAGGUGGUGCUAUGGGUGUGGCUCUGUAACCAAACAGGUUUUCAGGCAUUUGAAAAUGCCUGAAAACAGGCAUGCAUUUCAGGUAUUUGAACAUACCUUUGUAGCAAUUGCUACAAUUGGGUGAAUGUCUCAUUUUCCCUUUAUUGAUUACUUCUCUCCUCCUUGUGGGUUUCUGCAGAUCUGUUACGCCAAACUCUUGUCUUUGCUUCAAGUUGUUGAUGAAUUUGACUUUGCCCUACCAUCUGUAGCUACCUGGUUAGCUCAGAUGGUAGAGCGGCUGGCCCGGAAAGGCGGUGGUCCCAGGUUCGAGUCCCGGACCAAGACUAAUUUUUCUUCAACUGCGAGGCUUUUCUUUCGAGGAACCAAUAUGGGUUUCCUUUCGAGCAAUUGCUACGAAUAGCUGGAUGUAUAUUUUCCCUUGAUUAAUGCCUUUCUCGCCAAGAUAAAAUAGAAAGUAUUGCGAAAAGUGUGUUAGUUUGAACACGAUGGUCUUUGUUUCUUCUUUCUUUUUUUUUUUUGCCUUUGUGGAAUUGUGCAGUGGGAAUUAGUUCCUCUUGGACUGGCAGUCAAAGCACAAUUUUACUUCGAAGUGUUGAGGCUAUUGAGAGGGAAUUGUGGAAUGUGAGAAUUAUGGAAUUGAGAAGAAAAAUUGUGGAAUGCAGCAAUUCGUUUGUCCAUCAUAACAGCACCCCAGCUCACAAUGGUUUGUUUGUGACGUGGUAUUUAGCCUCUUGGGGAUGGGCCGGCAUUCCCUGCCUGCUGUAGUGAUUGGACCGAGCUGCCUCUGACAUUUAUCUUAAUUUCCUUGCUCGCUACAAAGAAGAACUUGAAGAAAGCUUCACAGGUGCCUCUCAACAGUUUUGAGCUUGAGGAAUUCCAGAGCUGCUUCGAACGUUGAGAGGAAAUGGUGGGCACGUGUAUUGACUCCAGUGGGGUUAUUUUGAAGAGAACUAGAUGCUUUAUGGCCUAAACGUAAAAUAAUAUUUCUUUUUAGAAUCAGUUUAGCUUUUCGGGGGGUGCGGCCUCAUAUUUGAUAUGGCUAAAGAAAUAAGAGUCUGCCUCACGCUGGACUUUUCAGUUAAAGCCAUGCACAUUUUCAGGAAUCUCAGCCGUAUUGGUAGUGCGGAGUCCUGAUUUAUAAGUAACAGUUUUCUGGUCUGUUCAGAAUAGCGUUAAUUAUGCUUGUAGAGGCUUUCUGCUUACUCUUCAGCAUAACAGUAAAAAAAUAGAAUUAGGCAAAAAUUUAUUCUUUGCUUUAGAGCAACUUGGGAUGUGUGAGCACUUCCCUUGAAAUUCAGUUGGCAUCAUUAAUAGCAAUAGUAAACGUACCUGCCUUACAAUUUUAUGUUUAUCUUUUGUUACUCUGUAACUGACCUGUGCGAUUGCAUUGUGUGUUGCCCGCUUUGUAUUCAGCAUGUUUCAUUUUGCCCAUAUUAGACAAGCGAAGUUGAACCAUGGAGGUUCCCUUUGCAGCUUUAAGCAUGAAUGCAUGUUUUCCUAAGCCGAUUGUUUGAGAAACAAACAUACCGCCAGUUUUGAAUUUGUUCCUCAUUAAGUUCUUCCUCGAAGCUGUCAUUUUUUUCGUCUAUAAUCUACAUUUAAUAUGCUGUUUUUAGAAGCAAUUUUUAAAUGCCUUGUGUUUGAAAGAGUGUUGUUUUAGCAGUUCUCGUAUUGUAGCUGCUAACCUGCCUGACUUUAUUUUUUUUCUUUGUGGUCAUGUUUAUUCUUGUGUACCUUUGCUGGAACUGUUGUGUAAGUGCUUAAAAGGACUUGUUGAUGGCAUCUUUGGUGUAUGCGUGACACAAAUAAUGAGUGCUAAAAAUGAAGAUAGCACAAAGAAAUGUGUAGGUGGUGACGAUUGCCCUGUGUCCACCCCAUUUUUCUUUGGGUUCUGCUUGUUUUCAGCACUCAUUAGUUGUUAAUUGUCAUGUGUAAGUGCUUGUAAGUAAUGGCUUUUGUUUUUUUGCCAUUUAUAACUGUGUGGAUUGUUCUUGUUGGUGCAUAAGCUGGCAGUUUUCUUUCUUUCAUAUUCAUUAUGAGGACUGAUUGUGCGUGGCCUUCUUUAUGUUUCAGUUACAUAUUUUAAUUUUCUGGAUCUGCGUUGUGCAGAAAAACUAAUGCAUGUUUACUAUAGCUGUAUAAGGACUUUUUAUUUGUUGCAAUGACAAAGUAAUGUAUUUUUGUGUCACUGUACAUUAUGACUGAUGUGCAAGAUAUUGUUGGAACAUUUAUGCAGUUUGCAAAGAGCAGCUGCCGGGGCAUGAAUUGUUAGCUCUGCAAAAAAGCCUAGGUAGCUUUAAUACAUGGAAAUUAUUCUUUCAUGUCUUUUAGCAGGAUGUGAAGUAUGAAACAGCUGGCUGUAAAAGAAGCUAACACCUUUGUAAUUAGCUCGUGAUGUAUACUUUCGGUGUGACAUUAGGAGCAAUAUUAAUGCCGUCAUGUUUUCUCUUCUUUUUCUAGUGCUGCAUUUACCAGUUCCUACUUGUGUUCAAGUGUACUAACUGCUGUCAGCUAUACUGAGUGCUUCUGCAUCGACCGUCUUCAUUUAUUAUCUGGCAGGGUGGGCAAACACCAGAAUUUGCACAGUAAUCACACAUACAGUCAAUAAUUAUCUCAGUUUCACUCAACAUACCUUAUAAAUUUAAAUAACUUAGAGCACUCGUUGUUGUUCCGAAACUGAAACCAAUUAGUGCUCAAGUCACGUCCAGUUAGUAAAAAUUCUGAGACUAGAAACCGCUCUUAGGUAUCUUGCCCAAUGUUUUCCCAUGAAGUACAUUGGUGUUCUGGUACAUAGCCUUGACCAAUAGAGCUUAAACAAAGCGUCACAAAAAUAAAAAGAUUGCCAGUGCAUUUUGUCGCAAGUUUUCAGACAGAGUCUUAAAACUGGCGCAUGAAGGUCCCAGUAUUCCUGCUAAAUUAUUAAGUUUAAUAGGUACUUUAUAUUAAUUUGUUAAUAAUCUUAUCGGCACAAAAUCUUUAUCUUCCAAAGCUGUGUAUCUUGACUAACAAAAAGGAGCAUGUUGCCUCAUCUGCUUGUUUUAAUAAUUGGAGAUGGUUGUUGCAACACCUUGUUAUUGAAUGCCCUGAGAAUUGCUUUAACAGAGUACAAAGCGCUACAUAGUGCAUAAUGUUCCAUGCAUAUACAGCAAUACAAUCGUAUCCGAAGGCAAGAAAAUUGAUGCAUUGCAAGCUAUGGGCAUCGAUUUCUGCUGGUACUGGUGUUGAAAGCAGAUAUGCAGCAAAAUUCACGUGAUGUCAGCAGAUACCAUGGCACGUACACUUUUCCACAAUACAGAACAGCUAGCUGUUACCGAUUGGCAUGAUUAGACAUUUUAAAAGAGGAAAGAUCACGCGCAGGGCCCAUUUUUCUUUAUUCUUCUAACAGAAGUUUAGAAAUACUACUGGCUAGAGCAAAUGGCCAUAAGUUUGAUAAGCAACAUUAAAGUUAUACUGUGCACACUCUCUUGCCAGCAUCUGCUUAUGACACCAAAUUUUGUUCCAUUUAGUAUCUGAUACAGAACAUUUUAUUUCUAAAAAGUGUGCAUCUGGAGCAACGUGUGUUAAAAAAAGCAACAUUUUUCCAUAUCAUUUCCUUUCGUAACAGACAUUAGUUGCUGACCCAUUAUUUAUAGCAUGAAACCCUAAUACCUCAAGAGUGUAACAAAACAAUUACAUCUUCUGGUAUGACUCAUUCAUACACAUGCCAAGUGUAUUGUGGUGUGUAGCAGGCUGCAGGUUACGACAUCAAAAUUGACGCUGGUGGUCUAAAGUGCCACACAUUCGUGAUACGCGCAAUGCUUGGCCCAGCGAAACGGCCUCCAGAGCCAUAUUGUGGUCAUGCUGCCAAAAGCUGAUUGCACUGAGCACUCGAUAGGCUAAGACGGGAGAAAGGGUGAAAGAGGUACUCUGCAUUUCUGUGGAAGUGACAGCUGAGGCAUGGCCUAAUUCCCUGUCGAAAUUGAAGAUACGCAGAGCGGGAGACAAUGGAAGAGCCAAUGUGGAGAUACACAACCGACCUUUGGCAACACAGUAAUUGUGUUGCCUUAAACCGCUGCACUGAUCUCAUUGGCAUACUGGCCACUAAUUUAUUGUACCACCCAAAUGACACCUCCAAUUUUCAUGGUGUAACCUGCUUGUUGUUCCAUAGCAUUGCUGUACUUGGUGUGGAUACUGAACUGGUUGCAUUCAAAGACAAUGUGGUUAUUUCUUUCACGUUAGAGAAAUUGAUGCCUUGUGCCUUACUUGUGCAUCGACAGCUUCGUGAUCAAGAAAAAAAGAAAGAAAAUUGGACAAUAUACUUUCUUGCAAGUGUGCCUUUAAGUUUAGCAAUUGCUAGAAUAAGAGCACCACAAGAAGAGCUCAAGCUGUAUGCUAUGUGUAAGCUUGUGCCAGAUGCUAUGUUUCUGCCACCUCUAUUUGCCUUGUGAGCAAGUGCCAUUUCUAGGACUCUCAGCGCUUGUUUCCUAGCUAUGCCAUGAGAAGUGCUAAUGCAAUGCUCUGAUUGCCUGUAUGUCGAAGUGCCAUUUCUCUUUAAAGAGAUCAUAUUCAGUGAAAUAUAUUUUGUCUAUAUCUGCAUUAAGCCAAACUACACACUGUGCAUUAAAAUAUAGUUUAUUUUCUUUGAA
Molecule: messenger RNA, 7533 nt
Organism: Dermacentor albipictus
Lineage: Eukaryota; Metazoa; Arthropoda; Arachnida; Ixodida; Ixodidae
Product: xyloside xylosyltransferase 1-like
Biological process (GO): protein O-linked glycosylation via N-acetylgalactosamine
Cellular component (GO): endoplasmic reticulum membrane
Molecular function (GO): xylosyl alpha-1,3-xylosyltransferase activity
Source: RefSeq, a predicted model, not a curated record